This is a messenger RNA of Eruca vesicaria subsp. sativa (arugula), 306 nucleotides long. The record is from the annotation of a GenBank genome assembly. Lineage: Eukaryota; Viridiplantae; Streptophyta; Magnoliopsida; Brassicales; Brassicaceae.
AUGGAUGAAUUUGAGAGAAUGUUAGGAACUACUGAUAAUCACCAUAUGGUGGACCUUACUGUUAUUGCUAGGCCUUGGAAUCUGUUAUCAUCUCUAGAGUAUGUUGACAUAGAAAGGCCAUUGAAAGGGAAGGUGUUGGAGAUGGAACUAGUGGGUUACUUCCUCGAGAGCUCACCAAACCUCCAGAAACUAUCAUUAAGUUUGCAUGAUUCUCCAAAGAAAGGAGAAUCUGACAUCUUGAUAGAACUCCUUAAAUUUCAGAGACUCUCUAGCUCAUGCCAAAUUAUUGUACGAAGAUCCUCAUAG